CUCUCCAAGAGCAUUAAUGCUUCGCGCGCCACUAUGCAAAUAGAGUUUGAUGAAACUUUUUUGCAGUUCUAUGAAGGAUCAGUCCCCAUAAUCCGCCAAAGUCUUCCAGCAAAUUCCCCGCUCUACUCUUUCAGUCCUCAAAAAUCUCAUACACCACCUCCAUCAUCCCUUCUCUCCCCUCUCCCUGUUUCGUUACCACUGUCACUACAUUUUCAGAAUCAAUAUCAAUAACCCUAGAAAUAUAAUAGGUAUCCACCAUUUCCAUAUAUCCUUCACUUUAAUUUGUCUUCCAAUUUCUUCUCCACAAUAUCGUUCUUUCUUCAAAACUUCUUUUGCAAGCAAAAAUUUUUUUACUCAAAAUCGAUUAUCUUGCGCCUUUGCGUUUGAAUUUCAAAGAAAUCUUCAAGAAUGAGUUGCGACAGCGAAUGUCGGAUAUCUCAAGUAGCUUCGCCGUCGAAUCAUAUCGUUGAAGAAUUCCGGAGAGGUUUUAAUAUCUCAUAUUCAAGAGACUACUUAUUGUCGCUAGCUAUCGUCAAUGCUACUAAGGAGCUGCCUUCCGGAAUUGAUCGGUCCAUUCUCAGGUCUUGAAUUACCAUGCACUGGCAGGAAACCAGGUGAUUCCAGCAUAGGAUCAUCUGAAAGAUGGGGCAGCUGUAAAUUGAGAUCAACGGACAGCAAGUCAGCAGAUUCCAGGAAAUUCUAUAGCAGCCAAUCUCCUUAUACCUGGAAAAAUCCUGGAUAUAAGGCCAACUUAAGAUCCACGCCCAAUUCUGAGCAUGAUGGCAUUCGAGGUAGCUGGUCUGCUUCAAAGCUACCAUCAGCUGGAUCUAAAGUGCCAACUAUAAAACUUCCUGACAAUUGUCUUCUAGUGGUAAAUACCUUUGAAGGCAUUUCUUGUGCAUGGUAAAGUAUGCUAAUUUUGUUAAAUAUAUAGUUAGAACUUACUUUAAGCUUAUCUUGGUCAUGUACUUUUUUUGUGUGUAAAAUGAGGUUUCUUGUAAUGAUCUGCAUUGUCAUGGUGUCUUGCUUAAUAGGAUACAUUGUUCCUCGGAUGUCUUGAUCUUAAUUUAGUUAUGUAUUGGCCAUGCCAAUAAGAUAGAUUUUUUAUCAACACCAUUCAAGGUUCUCUCACCCCUUAGCGGUCGUCGGAAUCCUCUACGCCGACGACCUGAUGGCGUGGGAGGAGUUGGAAAUUAGGUCGAGGGCGGUGUAUCUGCAGGUUGCAGAAGUUGAUCCAGAAAUUAUUUCUGCAUGGCCCUGGAGAAUAAUUCAUUAUUACUGCCAGGUUGGUUUAGAAUCGGUAGAGAGGAGGCCAUUCUUUGAUGACUGCAUGAGGCCGGUGUGGCACAUAAUUUGCGAGAAAUCUGGCUGGAGAUUCCCCUCGGGACUGCCGAAUAGUUUUCGUAGCUCAAGUCGGUGAGGGGCAAAUGCAUGAGAUUCUUGUAGGACAACUGAACUUGACCCUAAUAGACAGUUGGCAUGGUCUGGCCUUAGGGAUCAGGAACUUCUUUGCUAAUAUCCUGUUUUUACAAGAUGACAUGGCAACAAUUGAUCAAAUUAACCCGAUUAAUUGUUGCCCUGGUGCUACAGUUACAUAUUGGACUGACUUGAAGGAGAGGUUGUUUUGGACAUCCACCUGCCAAUUGCAAGAAAACCACGCACUGGACCGGAGUUACGUACAGCAAAGUUUAUUCAAAAUCAAGAUUUACGGGUAGUUUUCAAGUUUGAAGAUUUUUUUUUUUAAAUACCAAAAGCAUGAUGAUGAUGAUUUGUAGAUGAUUCCUGAUGAUGAUACUUGAUGAUAAUUGUUCAAGCAAAUUUUGGAUCUAAUGGAAAAUAGGAAUAAGUAUGAUUUUAAAUAAUUGUUGUGGGUUG
Beta vulgaris subsp. vulgaris (sugar beet) is the source of this 1875-nucleotide messenger RNA. RefSeq lists its product as uncharacterized. The record is from RefSeq and is a predicted model, not a curated record. The coding region runs from base 536 to 907 and encodes 123 amino acids. The transcript is spliced from 4 exons. NCBI's taxonomy places the organism in Eukaryota, Viridiplantae, Streptophyta, Magnoliopsida, Caryophyllales, Amaranthaceae.